GCAGUUUUAGUAAUGGUUGAUGUAAAUAAAAAAAAGAGAAGACAACGACGUUGGUGGCGUACUAAUUUAUUCAAGAAACGCAGUGGUACGGGAAUUUUAAUGGACCUAAAGUCGCAAGAAAUAAGCGGACAGUAUAAAAAUUUCACUCGAAUGACACCUACUGACUUUGAGAAUCUGCUGCAAAGGAUUGGACCCCAUAUUUCAAAACAGGAGACUUAUUUUCGUACUCCAAUCUCUGCCCAAGAUAGGUUAGCCGUAACACUUCGGUUUCUUGCCACGGGAGAUUCAUAUACUAGCCUUCAGUAUCUAUUCAGAAUUUCCAAGCAGUCGAUUGGGCGUGUAGUACCCCAAGUUUGUGCUGCACUAAUUAAGGAAUUGCAGGGAUAUAUCAAGCUACCUAAGACUCCCACAGCUUGGAAACAAGUUAGCAAGAUAUUUGAAACUCGUUGGAACCUUCCUCAUUGUGUUGGUGCCCUAGAUGUAAAACACGUUGUUUUACAAGCACCAGUGAAAUCGGGUACCGAAUUCUUCAAUUAUAAAUCCAAUUUUAGUAUUGUGCUUUUCGCACUGGUUGAUGGUGAUUAUAACUUUAUGUUUGCUGACGUAGGCUGCCAAGGAAGAAUUUCUGAUGGGGGGUUUUUAAGGCAAGCAAAUUAUAUCAGCAGCUUACAGAAAACAGACUAG
Messenger RNA from Acanthoscelides obtectus, 684 nucleotides. The record is from the annotation of a GenBank genome assembly. NCBI's taxonomy places the organism in Eukaryota, Metazoa, Arthropoda, Insecta, Coleoptera, Chrysomelidae.